Messenger RNA from Pelobates cultripes (western spadefoot toad), 7020 nucleotides. The record is from the annotation of a GenBank genome assembly. NCBI's taxonomy places the organism in Eukaryota, Metazoa, Chordata, Amphibia, Anura, Pelobatidae.
GUUACUGGCUGCGGCUUACCACGUGUUCCCAGUCGGUUGUGCUCCCCCUUUGACGGCAUACAUCAGAGGACUCCGUCUUUUACCUGCGCUUCACCGGAUGACCCUGCCAUUUGAUUCAGGUAUCAGGGGUUGAGCUCGCUGGUCUCAGCACAGUUCUGAGCUACUCUUCAUCAUUCCUCAUAUACGCUUCAGCACCAUUACCAUCACUUAUUAUACACGCUACAGCGUUAUCAUCUGUGGAGGGGGCUCCCCAUCGAUAUUACCUUCCAUAAUCCUUUAUUUACUUUGAUUUAUUUGCUGGAAUAAUCUAGUUACUUAGUUGCUGGUGCUUUCUUUUGCGCAUAUAUUUAUUGUAUCUUUUUGGGUCACAUCAGCCAUGGUUUUCACCAUUUAGUACAUAUACCCCUACUUUUUUUUUACUACUGUUCCUUUCUAGGGUGUAUUUUCAUCCUUCCCUCAUGUUGAUUCAUUAUUGAGCUAGUCUGUGAUAUCAAUACACAUCAGAGUAACACCUCUAACUGCUACACCCUAGUUCUCUUUGUUUUUCAUUGCAUUAGAACCUGGAAUGUUGCAAUUUAUGUCUGAGUGUAUCUGUUACUUUACUUCUGUGGUAUUUUUUCAUUGGAUUUUAUCAAUCUUAAUGUCACAUUUUCUAACACAAUACUUUGUUUCAUUCAGGUUCUAGUUGCUUGUACGGCAUUAGUACCCUGAAUGUUGCUAAUUAGAAUUGUGAUUAAUUUCUCUUUAUCUAUUUUGAACUACGUUUUUAAGAGACAGCUGAUGUAUUAUUAUGUUGCUAUUUGUAAUUAAUUUUAUCGAAUAUCCACCUUUAGUAUUUUAUCAUUAAAUAUUUUCUUUUACUAUUAUCUUAUGGACACCUUUUGUUGUUAGGAGCACUCACACCAUAUUUUUAUUUUUUCUAUUUAUAUUAGUUGCUUGUGCAUUGUGUGAUACUGCUGGUAUAUCUAAUUAUUGUCAUUCUUAUUUUAUUUAAUUUUUGUUGAUUACCUAUACAUCUUUUUUCUAUGGUUCAUAAAUAUAUAUAUAUAUAUAUAUAUAUAUAUAUAUAUAUAUAUAUAUAUAAACAUUCAAAGCGUGGGCUGCACUCACGGACUUGUUAAAUGAAGAUUCUUUAUUCCAUCAUAGUAAAAAAUAGAUCAAUGUUUCGGUCCACACAGGGACCUUCCUCAGGAUCAAAUGACAUACCAAGAGAGUUGUGGUGGGGAAAAAAGUGUGAAUGAAAACCCCUUUCACCUGAAGUAAGUGGAUCGUUAAUACAUUGCUAAACACACAUACACAUACCAGUCAAGCUAUAAGACUUGCUUUUCCCACAGAAAUCUCACUUCAACAGUGCUCUCACUACUGCAAAGGAUUCUGGGAAGGCAUACGCAAAUGAGUGCAACAAAGAACAAAUUUUUUUCCUCCUAAUUCCACUUUAUACUUGGAUUCUUUGGAGUAUGUGUCUGCUGUAUACAACAGCUUUGAAACACAACUCAGGAAGAGGAGCAAAACCACUCAUGGACAGCUGUUUCAUUGUUAAUGCAACUCAUCAGUAUGAGGUUGGUUACUUGCUUGCAAUAGAGGCUUGGCAUUACUUGUAAAGUACAUACCAACAGAGUUGUGGCGGGGAAAAAAAGUGUGGAUGAAAACCCCUUCCACCUGACGUAAGUGGUUAAUACAUUGCAAAUAAUGUGUAUUUGUGUUUAGGAAUGUAUUAACUAUCCACUUCAGGUGGAAGGGGUUUUCAUCCACACUUUUUUCCCCACCACACCUCUGUUGGUAUGUACUUUACAAUCACUGGCAUUUUAGACCAUACAUGAAUUAGAUUUUUAAUUUUUGUUUACUCCUCAUGUUCAGGGUUUAGACUUAAUAUAUAAUAUCUUAAAGCUUAUACAAACCAUAUAUUCUGUUACCUUUAAUGUUCUUUAAGAUGUUACUGUUAUUCUAUCAACUGAAUGUAGUUAAAAUAGUAUUUAAAUCACUAAUUUAGUGGCAAAAAUUAUAUGUAUUAUAAUCAUUUUGUUCACAAAGGGCAUAGGAGGCCAGUUAAGAUGAAGUAAGGCCACUUCUGGAGAUUUCUUUAUUUUGUUAUUCAAAAUUAUAAAGAUAAACUGAUAAGUUUUAUCCCAUAAGUCUUUAAUCUCAGCACAUUACCACCAUACAUGUAGAUAUGUGCCUAUUGUUGCUCGGCAUCUCCAGAAAAAAAAAGAAAAUCUUCAUUUGGGAAAUUUUUAUUCAUUCUCUCUGGAACUAAAUGGCACCUAUUAAGUAGUUUAAAAUAUGAUUCUAUUAGAUUUAAAUAGUGGGUAUUUUUGAUCACACUUUUCAAUAAGGAACCCCAUUCUUUCAUAUCUAUUUUUACAUUUAGUUCUUUUUCCCAUAUUUCUAGAGUGAUUGGAUUUUUUUCCUUCAUAAAUGAUCUGCUUAUAGACAGGGCUUUUGAGAAAAGUUUCUCUUAAAUUCCAGUCGGGUACUUGUUGCUCAAUCAAUUUCAGGUCAAGAUAGAUUGGAAUUUUUAAAUUAAUUUUUAGAGCCAUUUAGAUUUUUUUCCCAUUUCCUCAACAACUGCGCUAUUAUUGAAUUGGGAUAUAUUAUUUUCUUUGUAUAUGUUGUAUCCCAUAUUAAAAUUUUUUGAUUUUCCACAUCUCUUACCUUGGCUUCCAUCUUAUACCAUCCCUUAUUUUGCUUUUUAACUGCAUUCUGUAUUAUAUAGCCAAAAGUACAAGAUAGCACUCCAGGGACUUCCAAGUUGAAUGAAUAAAACUUAGCUUUUAUUAGCUCAAAAUAAAAAACAACGUUUCAGUCUGUAGCAACCCAGCAACCCAGUGAAACCAACAAAACAAUACAUAUACAUAUAACUAAAAACAUAGCCUGCAUACAGGAAUAAAAUAUAAAUAUUGAAGAAAGACCUAUACACCCCAUCAGGGGCCCUUUAGAUACAGAGAAAAUCCAUAGAGAACACGUUAGAGAUAGACAGCAGGCAGAACUAAUCGAAAAGCGAUCAAAUUGCAAUUAGCCUGUAGCAACCUAUUAGCAAGAUAUAAAUAUACAAACUGUACUACCUAAGGAAUAGAUAAUGCAUAAAGAAGACAUGUAACUUAUACUACAAAUACAAAAAUAAAAAUAAAAUGCAGGCAUGAGCAAUCAAACCUGCAGAGAUUCCAAUCUAACUACAGGGAGCAAAGUACCAACAAACAGCAAUUGAAAGCAUAAUUGUACCAAGAGUAAUGUAUCACUCCGAAUCCUUAGAUAUCAUUAUACAGGUAAAAAGAGUAGUAAAGGAUAAAUGUCAGAACUUCUUAGUCAAAAAGGGAGAAAACAUGAAAAGACGAUACCAGAUAAAUGUGAUUAAAUAUCCACCAACUAAACCUAUGGGGAAAAGAACGUACUGCACAAUAACAAGAAGAUACAAGUAUAGCCACUAAGUAGAGCUGCAGUGAUCUAAAGAGAAGAGGGUACCAAGAAUGACUGGUUUACUCCCAGUCUAGUCCAACAUGAACACAUAAAUAAAUACAUAAAUAACUCAAACACUCAAGCAGCAGAGCAAAGAACCAAUGUAUCCCUGAAUCUAUAUCUUUCUUCAAUAUUUAUAUUUUAUUCCUGUAUGCAGGCUAUGUUUUUAGUUAUAUGUAUAUGUAUUGUUUUGUUGGUUACACUGGGUUGCUAUGGGAACGACCCAGGGAGGCGCACGUCUAUGACAUCAUCAGUGUCAAUUGUUUGACCUGAGCAGGCUGCUGGUCAGGUACCCCUGGGAUCACUCCUAUCCUCAACCUGGGUAAGUUAAGGGAAUAUUGAGGGUAUAUAUUCUUAUGGAUUUGAUUUGCAAGCUCAUCCUGAUGAAAGUCUGUGAUACAGACUGAAACGUUGAUUUUUAUUUUGAGCUAAUAAAAGAUAAGUUUUAUUCAUUCAACUUGGAAGUCCCUGGAGUGCUAUCUUGUACUUUUGGCUGUAUCUGUUUGCUGAUAAACACCGGGCAAGUACAUCAAGGAAGGUGGAGUGCAUUACUAUUUUUGUUUUUUAUAUAUAUAUAUAUAUAUAUAUAUAUAUAUAUAUUGUAGAGGCUAAAUAAUUGUUCUUGAUGAUAGGAUAACCAAUACCUCCCUUUUCCAUCUUUUGAGCUAGAAUUUUUUGGCUUAAUAUUUAUUUAUUUUUUUAAGGUUUUUUUUUUUACCUUCCAUAUAUUGCGUAAAACUAUAUUGGAUCAUAUCGAGCAAACUUUUGGAAAUGUCAAGUGGCAGCAUCUGAAACAAUUCCUAAAUAUUCGAUUUUUUUCUUCUACCUGCAGAAAAUCAUAUUUAUUCCUGAUUUCUUCUUUGCUCUUCUCAUCAACGUUAGAAUCUAGAAUCAGAGACUUAUUUGUGUUUAACUUAUAAUUGGAUACCUUAAAAUAGAGCUCAAUCUCCUCCAUAAGAGUUGUUAUAGAUUUGAUAGGAUUAGUUAAAGUAAUUAAAAUAUAGUCUGCAUACAGACUGAUUUUUUUUUAUUCUUAUCAAAAAUGUUAUAUCUGCUAGUUUCUGAGUUGUUUCUUAUAUUGGUUGCAAGAGAUUCAAUAGACAGCAGAUAUAAUAUUGGGGAGAGAGGGCAUCCUUGACAAGUUCUGUUUUUCAACAAGAACCAAGGAGAACAAAUAUUUGGACCCAUUGUGCGGGCUGAUGGAUUAACAUAUAGAGCCAUAAUAGCUUUCUUUAUUCAGCCACAUAUACCAAAGUGCUGUAUCGUGGCAUUCAUAUAGUUCCAGUUGACCCUGUCGAAAGCUUUCUCAGCAUCUAUAGACUGGGUCAACCUCUUUUGUGGAGGCAUCAUCCUAGAUAUUUAUUGUCCUACAUAUAUUGGUGAAAGAUGUUCUUCCAGGGACGUAUCCUAUUUGAUCAGAAUGUAAAAUUGCUUGUAGCACUUUCUUCAACCUAGAUGCCAAGAUUGAAGCAAAAAGUUUAACAUCAACAUUUAUAAGGGAUAUGGGUCUAUACAUUUGAACAUCCAUAGAGGGCAAAUUUUGGUUCAAAAUAGGUAGAAUAUUUGCCCUAUUCAUCUCCGCUGGAAAGGAUCUUCUUUGGACAGCGUGGUUAAAGACAUUGGAUCUUUGAUCUUUGAAGAGCUUAUAAAAUAAGUUGCUGAAACUGUCUGGGCCUGGUGUCUUAAUUUUUUCCAAAUUAGAUAUAGCCAAAAUCACUUCUUCUGAGGUUUUUUUUAUUUAAGAACAUCUAUUCGAUUCAGUGAUUUGAGGUAAAUUAGAGUUUAUUUGUUUGAUAUCGACUAUAGUUGUAGAUGAUGGUAUAUUAUAUAAUUUGCUAUAGAAAUCAUUAAAAUGUUGACCUAUUUCUUUAGGUGUUUCAAAAAUCUAUCCUUAUCAAUUCAUUGUAAUACUUUAUUUGCUCCUUUUUUUAAUCUGAGUUUUUUAAAUAAUAUUUUGUCUGCAUGAUUAACCUUUUAAUAAAAUUUCAAUUUGAGUCUUUCUAAAUUCUUAACAGUUUUUUCCAUAAUACACUGUUUGAGCUUAUCUUUUAUUUCAGUAAAUUUGUUUAAAGAGUUAGAGAGUUAGAGAGUUAAAUUCUCUUUAUUUGCUAAUUGCAUUUUUCCCAGUUGGCUGUAUAGCUCAGUUAAAUUGAAAUUCUUAUUGGAUUGGGCUUGUAGUUUAAUGAAGUGUUCUCUGGUUACUGGUUUAAAAGCAGACCAGAGGGUUGUGGGAGAUAUGUCUUCAGUCAAAUUUUUUUGAAAUAUCUUUUAAUAUUUAGUUCAAUUGAUUUUAUGUUAAGGUCUGAUUUCAAUAAGCUAUCAUUUAAUCGCCAAGUAUAUGUUGCUUUGAUCUUUUUUACUGCUCCAAUUUCACAUACCACCCUGCUAUGGUCUGUCCAGGUUAUAUCUAUAAUAUCGGUUUUUACAAUUAAAUCCAGAAGAGUAGGAUCUGUCCAGAUCAUAUCUAAUCUAGAGUAAGAAAAAUGUACUCUUUAGAAAUGAGUAUAAUCAUGGCCAUCGAUAUUAAAAACUGUCCAAAUAUCACAUAAAUUAAACUCCUUUUUAAUUUUACUUAGAGAUUUUGCCUGUUUGAUAACCAUUUUGUUAAUAUGAACACCUCUCAUCAGCUUUUUAUCUACUUUGGGAUCUAGCACAGAGUUAAAAUCUCCAGCCAGUAUAAAUUGUUAAGUUUUUCCAUUAUUUUUCUUAGGGAAGUAGUAGGGGAUUUAUUUGAAAGGUAAAUGUUGCACAAGGAAUAUACUUUUUCAUUUACUUUGCAGACCACUACUAAAAAUCUCUAUGGAUCACAUAAUUUAUAUAAUAUUUCAACCUGUAGCCUUUCUCCAAAUAAGGAGGCAUGAGGCAUGAAUAAUAGUUGGAAUUUUUUCACAUCCCAGGUUAUUUUCUCUGUUUUCUCCAGUGUGUUUCUUGGAGAAAGCAUAAAUCAAUGUGUUCUUUAAUCAAGUAAUUAUAUACUAAAGACCUUUUUGCUGGUGAGUUCAUGCCCUGGACAUUCAACGUGAUCAUCUUGAACAUCUCAAUGUGUAAAACUCCUCCCUCUCUCUGUUGGCACACAUCUGUACAAAUGUAUUAUUAAUACUACAUAUACAUUCAAACAUAUAAACAUAAUCUAAAAUCAAGUUGGGUUUUAAGCCCAAAUUUGUUUAAAGGUUGUUCCCUUAUCCCUCCAAGGGAUCAACCUAGAGCUGUGUCUUAUAUCUUUUAAUCUUAAUUUCCUUAUACAUUUCCUUUGUGAUAAUUAGAUAUCAUGUAUCUAGUGUCAAUAUUUUUACUUAUACUUCCCUUAAUCACAAUCAUAACUUAUUGUGUUGUUUAUUUAAGUGCUACUUAUCACUGUGAUGUUAUUUUAUAUUUGUGGGUAGGAAAAAAAAACAACAUAAAAAUAAAAGUCCAUUAAUAAAAGUCCAUUAUUGAUUUUUUUCAUAUGAGAAUAUUUUUUCUCUUUUUUUCCCCCUUUAUCCUCCUCUAUCUUCUUUCUCUUCAGAUUUUAACUGGAAAUAUUUGUCAAAGUCACCGAUCUCCAUCCAUGUAGUAGCUGUUUCUAAG